AGGCUCGGUACCGAGGCUCGAGCCAAUGGCUGGCCUUUGCCAGAGCGAGCUCAUAGGGUUGUCCGCUAAUUGCGCGGAAAGGAAAUGGCAUCUCCCUCCAGCUAUGGGUGCUCGCUGUCCAGCAGCCGGGCGCUCUCCACUAGCACGCGGAUCCUCGCGCUCAAUCCACGCAGGCAAAAUGUGAGUGCGAAUGCGCAGGGUUUUAGAUGCGUUCUAGUCACCACCGUCAAGGAGCCCAGCGAGCCCAGAGCUGCUAAAAGGCGUGUUGGAAGCGGCACGAAGCUAAUCGGCUGUGGCUCGGCGGUGCCCAAGCAAGUGAUCCACAACGAUGACUUGUCUAAGUUCCUGGACACCUCCAACGAGUGGAUCCUCCCUCGGACUGGGAUCGAACAGCGCCGCGUCCUCUCAGGUGAGGAGACUCUCAAGGGCCUGGCUGUGGAUGCAUGCAAGAGGGCUCUGGAAAUGGCGAAAGUAGAGCCUGAAGAUCUCGAUCUCAUCCUGUUUUGCACAUCCUCUGCGGAAGAUACGUUCGGUGGUGCUCCCGAGAUCCAGCGCGAGCUCAGCUGCUCCAACGCGCUCGCCUUCGACUUAACUGCGGCAUGUAGCGGCUUCGUCGUGGGCCUCGUUACUGCUACACGAUAUAUCAAAGGAGGUGGAUACAAGACGGCUCUCGUGGUUGGCGCCGAUGCACUGUCGAGAUAUGUCGACUGGAGCGAUCGAUCGACGUGUAUUCUUUUCGGGGACGGCGCUGGAGCUGUGGUUUUACAGGCGUGCAGCGAGGACGAGGACAGUUUGCUUGGCUUUGAUAUGCACACCGAUGGAAGCGGACAAAAACACCUCCACGCAAGGAUCGAGCCAGCGGAGGACGCAAAGAUCCUCCACAAUGGAAAUGGAUCCACAACCAUCAGCACUCCUGCGAGACCACCAUCGUAUCAAUGCGUCCAGAUGAACGGGAGAGAGGUGUUUCGAUUUGCUGUACGCUCGGUUCCUCAAGUUGUGGAGGCCGCGUUGCAAGAGGCCGGUCUCGAGAAUCACCACAUCGAUUGGCUUCUACUCCACCAGGCAAACCAAAGAAUCAUAGACGCAGUGUCCGAGAGAUUGGCGAUAUCGCAGGAAAGAGUGUUAUCCAACUUGGUAAACUAUGGCAACACGAGUGCCGCGUCCAUUCCUCUGGCGCUGGACGAGGCGGUCCGGAGUGGCAAAGUGAAGCGCGGCGACGUGAUCGCCUCCGCGGGUUUUGGAGCUGGUCUUACGUGGGCGAGCGCCAUUUUCAAGUGGGGAUAGAUGAUAGCUAGAUAAUCGCGUAGCUAUUCUUUAUUUCUCUGGAAAUAAUACUAUUCUUUUUGGAA
Selaginella moellendorffii is the source of this 1349-nucleotide messenger RNA. Its product is annotated as 3-oxoacyl-[acyl-carrier-protein] synthase III, chloroplastic. NCBI's taxonomy places the organism in Eukaryota, Viridiplantae, Streptophyta, Lycopodiopsida, Selaginellales, Selaginellaceae. Gene Ontology annotation, biological process: fatty acid biosynthetic process. The transcript has 8 exons. The record is from RefSeq and is a predicted model, not a curated record. Gene Ontology annotation, molecular function: 3-oxoacyl-[acyl-carrier-protein] synthase activity. Bases 85 to 1284 code for a protein of 399 amino acids. Gene Ontology annotation, cellular component: chloroplast.